Neoarius graeffei (lesser salmon catfish) is the source of this 2957-nucleotide messenger RNA. Its product is annotated as interferon alpha/beta receptor 1a-like. The coding region runs from base 198 to 1277 and encodes 359 amino acids. The transcript is spliced from 7 exons. Gene Ontology annotation, molecular function: protein binding. The record is from RefSeq and is a predicted model, not a curated record. Lineage: Eukaryota; Metazoa; Chordata; Actinopteri; Siluriformes; Ariidae.
UCGGAAUGCGGAUGGGGAAAACAUACUGUUGGGCGGAGGCUAAAAUAACACGCUCUCCGAAGUGACGUUUUUCCUCCAUGAUCCGACAGUUUGUGUUUUUGUUUGUUUGUUUGUUUGAGUGAUCCAUAAAGGAGAUGUUUGGCUACAUUUAGAAGUUAAUCAGCAAGUGACUUUUAGCAGGAUUUCACCGAGUGAACAUGGAGUUGCUCGGUGUGUUGCGUGUUUCUGUUGUGGUGUUGUUGAGCUGCAUGUCAGUCGUGUGUGCUGUAUUACCUGCCCCGAAGAAUAUCGUCAUUCAGACGCUCAACAUGAAUUAUGUGCUGAAAUGGGAUUGGGAUCCGGAUCAGGUGGCAGACAGCUCACACAACGUUACGUUCACUGCACAGUAUCUGGCGCUGUUCAAGCUGAGAAAACCCAAGAACAAGCAGGACUGGAAGUCGGUGUGCAAGUCAACGCCUGAACACUUCUGCGACUUCUCCUCAGCACAGCUGCAUUAUCUGGGUAUGUGGAUGCUGCGUCUGAGGGCUCAGAGUGGCCGGAACGUUUCAUCCUGGGUCAAGGUGGAGUUCUGUCCUGACAAAGAUGCUAUCCUCGGGCCCCCUUCUGCCGUGAACAUCACCCCUAUUAACAGCUUCCUGCAGGUCGCGAUCUCUGACCCUCUGUCCAUCACCAACGGCUCCAUGAAGGAGUGGCUUCCCAACAUGUACUACUUUAUACAGUACUGGGAGAAGAGCUCUUCAACACAGAAGGUUAAUCUAACAAGUGCCAAUAAUCUGGUGAUUCUGCCUAAGCUGGAGAGCUGGACAUGGUACUGUGUGAGAGUGAAGUCUGUCGAUGACUAUUACAAGAAGACCAGUGUUUUCAGUCCCGUUUACUGCGUACGGACAGACGGUCUGACCCCAUACUGGCAGAUUGUUCUGUACUUCCUGGUGUCACUGAUGCUGUGUUUCCUGGUGCUCCUGGGGGUUUUCACAUGCAGCUUCAGAGGAGUGAAGUUCAUCAAGAACACCUUCUUCCCCUCUGUACCACUGCCUGCACCCAUCCAAGAGUACUUGUGUGACUCGGGCAGCUCAGACGUGCCAUUCUUGUUGAGGACUGAUCCGGAGCUGGAGAUCUGCUCUGACAAGCUGGAUCUUCUUCCCCCGGUCACUGAAGUAAUUUUGGAAGUUCACCUGCCACCUGAGACCUGGGAGCAAAAGGGCAGAACACAUAGCCGUCAGAGCAGCUGUGAUUCCGGUGUUUAUUCCACAGAGGGAUCGGGUACGAUGCAGAACUAGCUCGGAGAAGUGACGGUGGAAAAACUGGGAAGGAAGAUCCAAAUUGAGGAGCUAGACGAAGGCGUGCAGGACGUGAGCGUCUAGCCUGGCUGAAGUUUGAACGGCCUCGAACUGGUUUGCACUGCAAUCUCUUCCCCACCUGCUUCCUACAGAGACAUAAAAAGACUCAAAGAAAUUCCUUGUUAGAAGGACGAGCUGAUCUCUGUACACUUCCUGUGGAUUAAGAGCAAUUACAUCAAACUCUUCCAUAUGAAGUUGGAAGAACAGGUACUUAUGCCACCCAUUCUGAAUUUCAUACCAGUUUAAAACAUUUUCUUCCAGCAGUUACUUGUAUUACUUUCCAAUACAUGGCUGAUGAAAUAGAUGGAACAUGUGGCAGAAAAAUGGCAUUAAAAUCCCAGAAGGGAAUGUGUAAUAUGAAGGACGGAACUGUUUGCUGCUUAUAAACUGUUAAAUCUGUUGGAGCCACGAUGUCAAACUGUAUGUUUCGAAACUGUUUAUAAACUAUAGGCUUUUAUAAAAAAUGUUCACUUUGAGAUGAACAUUGUCAAUAUUUCUCAGGUUUUUGUGUAUUCAUAGCUCGAUUUAAUCAUUGUGUUUCACAAUUGUUAAGUCUCAUUUUAAUAUGAUUCGUGUAGAAUCUGAUAUUAUUAGCAUCAUAGCUUACUUCAUUUACUUUCCUUUAAUCAUGUUUCAAAGGUGAUGUAAAAAUGGAGGACAACUUGUGUACAUACAUACAUACAUACAUACAUACAUACAUACAUACAAUUAAGACUUUUGAAAUUAUAUGGAACGAGAAAAGCACUCGGAGAGCACAGACCUCCACCAAGAAUCCUUUAAAAAAUUCCGGGAUCCAGAAGGUGAUCCGGAUCACCGCCAAAAUUUAAUGGAUUGUUACUUGUGCCCAGUCACACCUCCUGGAAAAAAUUUCAGAGCAAGCCGUUCAUUACUUUUUCUGUAAUGUUGCUAACAGACAAACAAACCAACGCUACCAAAAACAUAACCUCCUUGGCGGAGGUAAUAAUAACAGGUGAAAUGCCAAGACAGGCCAAAACUUUGAGUUGAGUUGUGAUAUUUAACAAUUACUCACCGAAGAUGAAGUGAAUAUCAGUGAAUAAUAAUCAAGAUGAAGUUGAGGUUAUUAUUCACUUAGCUUGAAGCAGAUAAUUGAUUUAGUAUAAAUACACAUAUAAAUAUAUUUUUUAAAAAUCAUUUCACACUUCAAAAGCAGCAUGCAAAUGUAAUAACGGUGCAGACUUGUCACUUAUCUAUGCCGACUCACAUAAAAUACUUUGGAAAUCGAUAAAAUAAGUCACAAUUCCACCUUACCUUUGAAUAGUUUUAGACCAAACUUCGUAGCAUCUUUAGUGCUUUUAGGAACAGCAUUUUCUUUCAUCAUUGUAAUUCUUCCUCACGGUGAGGAAGCGAUUGGCUGACUGCUGAGUCGCUUGAGGUGAUUAUUGAGAAAUGGUCCAAAUUUCUCAAUCCGCACACGCAAUUUCCUAUAAUCACCUGUGUAGCGCUUUUUUUUUUCUUUUUUUUUUUUAAUAUAAAAAAAAAAUCUUGUUUUAUUAUGUGUCUUGUUGAAAGCUGUUAGACUGACUGAUGUAAAGGUUCCAUUUUUUUUCUCUAACAUGCAAAAACAAUAUAAUCAAUAAAUACUUUUUUUCACUGUGCCAA